Haemorhous mexicanus (house finch) is the source of this 810-nucleotide messenger RNA. RefSeq names its product N-alpha-acetyltransferase 38, NatC auxiliary subunit (gene NAA38). The transcript has 6 exons. Gene Ontology annotation, molecular function: RNA binding. Lineage: Eukaryota; Metazoa; Chordata; Aves; Passeriformes; Fringillidae. The record is from RefSeq and is a predicted model, not a curated record. Gene Ontology annotation, cellular component: NatC complex. The coding region runs from base 1 to 558 and encodes 185 amino acids.
AUGGCCGGGGACCCCCCCCGCACCUCGGGGCCGCUCAGGCCGGGCCCGGGGCCGCCGCCGAGCCCGCGCCGCCCGUCGCCAUGGCAACGCCGCCGGAAAUCCCGGCCCUGCGUGCCGCGGAGCGUGCUGGGAAUCUCACGGCUCUGUCGCCGCUAUCGCUGCCGCCCGGCGCGCGGUGCACGCCGGGAGUUGCAGUCCGUAACUCCGCCCCCUGGGCCGCGCCAAGGCUGCCGGGAAGCGGCGCCAUCAUGGCGGAUCCGCCGGAGGAGCCGGGGGGCGGCCCGGCCGCCGGGCCGGGGGUCGCGGGGCCCCCCCCGGGGGCGGCAGCGGCUGGAGGCGCUGCUGAACCGCAGCCUCCGCAUCCGCAUGUCGGACGGGAGGACCCUGGUGGGAGCGUUCCUGUGCACGGACCGCCAGAGCAACGUGAUCCUGGGGUCCGCCCAGGAGUUCCUCAAGGCCGCAGACGCGUUCCCAGGCAGUGAACCCCGAGUUCUGGGGCUGGCCAUGGUCCCCGGCCACCACAUCGUGUCCAUCGAGGUGGAGCCCCCCUACCCCUGAGGGACCCCCGGAUGGACCCCAAAACCUCCUGAGAGACCCCAAAACCCCCGGAUGGACCCCAAAACCACCUGAGAGACCCCCCAGUGCCUCAUGGACCCCCUGGAUGGACCCCAAAACCCUGAUGGGCUCCAAGAUGGGACCCCCCCCCCCCCACACCUGAUGGACCCCCAAAUUCUGGGACAGACCCCCCCCACCCCAAAAAGUCCCUGGGGGUUUGGGGGUCCCCAUUAAAGCCCCCCCUUGGUGACGCUG